UGUGUGUGUGUAGGCAGCAGUCCAUACCCUGGUAUGCAGGUGGGUUCAGCGUUCUACAGGAUGAUCCAGGAAGGACACAGAAUGAACAGACCUGAUGUGGCUCCCAGAGAAAUUUAUGACAUGAUGUUGUCCUGUUGGAGUGAGGACCCUCUGAAGAGACCUUCCUUCAGGAAAGUAGUCGAGAGGACUGAACUACUACUGUCGGAACACACCAAGAAUGUGUACCUGAACCUGAGCUAUGGAGCUGUUCCUCCAGACCAGCAGAGGGCAGCGCCUCACAGACUGAGCUCAGUGAGCAGCACUACGGCCCCGACACAACCACUACUGCUGAAUACUGCUGAUGUGUUUGUGGACUACGACACUGUCUGAACAAUGGACGGACACACACACACACACACACACACACACACACACACCUACAAACUCAGCACCGGCAAUUUUGUGGACUAGGACACUAUCUGAAUAAUGGACACACACUCUCUUUGUAUUGAUUGGUGUGUGAUGCAUUUCAUGUAGUAUCUAACCUUUAUCUAACCUUUAUCUAACCUUUAUGUAACUAGGCAAGUCGGUUAAGAACAAAUUCUUAUUUACAAUGAUGACCCCCGGAUGGGCGCCGCCAUAUGGGACACAACACAAUAACCUCCACAUUCAUAUACACAAUAACCUCCACAUUCAUAAACACAAUAACCUCCACAUUCAUAAACACAAUAACCUCCACAUUCAUAAACACAAUAACCUCCACAUUCAUAAACACAAUAACCUCCACAUUCAUAAACACAAUAACCUCCACAUUCAUAAACACAAUAACCUCCACAUUCAUAAACACAAUA
Oncorhynchus keta (chum salmon) is the source of this 830-nucleotide messenger RNA. Its product is annotated as mast/stem cell growth factor receptor kita-like. Gene Ontology annotation, cellular component: signaling receptor complex. Gene Ontology annotation, biological process: protein phosphorylation; B cell differentiation; positive regulation of receptor signaling pathway via JAK-STAT. The transcript has 3 exons. Gene Ontology annotation, molecular function: transmembrane receptor protein tyrosine kinase activity. The record is from RefSeq and is a predicted model, not a curated record. Bases 34 to 369 code for a protein of 111 amino acids. Lineage: Eukaryota; Metazoa; Chordata; Actinopteri; Salmoniformes; Salmonidae.